Messenger RNA from Drosophila serrata, 3249 nucleotides. Its product is annotated as nucleolar MIF4G domain-containing protein 1 homolog. NCBI's taxonomy places the organism in Eukaryota, Metazoa, Arthropoda, Insecta, Diptera, Drosophilidae. Gene Ontology annotation, biological process: ribosomal small subunit biogenesis. The record is from RefSeq and is a predicted model, not a curated record. Gene Ontology annotation, cellular component: nucleolus. Gene Ontology annotation, molecular function: protein binding; RNA binding.
UUUGAUAUUUUUCAGGAAGCCCAUGAAACACUUGCACGUGGAGUUGACCAACACUUGUCUUAACCGCGAACAGCUGAUUUAGACUACGACAACAAUUCUUAAAAUUAAAUGAAAUCUUUCGUAUCCGCUUGAAAAUGACUAAAAUAAAGAAAAAAGAGGCUCAUAAAAAGCCUUUAACACGCAAGGAACAAAGGAAACUGAAAACCGAAGCGAAAAAGGAAAAUAAACGUCUUUACCACGCCGGCAAAAGUAAUGGAACACAGCGCGUGGUAGCGGCGGCCGAGGCGCUGGCAGCACAGUCCCUACAAGGCAAAAACAAGAAGAAGAAAAAGACGAAAAAACCAAAAAUAAAUCCCGAGGAUAUACCCAAGGAGCAGCUUUUAUCCGGGGAAAUAGGAUCCGAUGAUGACGAAUCCAUAGCCUCGGACUUCAGCGAUGAAGAGGUGGACGCACUGAUGCCCAAAACCAAGGUUGAGAUCUAUGAACCGCUGGGAAAGAAGGUAAAGAUCAAGGGUGGCGCCAUACCCAGACAGGAUGAAGCGGAGGUCAGGAAGAAGGAGCUACGCCAGCAGAAGGAGCUGGAGGGCAAAUCCAAGAAGCAACGAAUAAAGCAACUGCGCCUGGAGAACGAGGAGGAGGAGCGGGAGAUUUCCAAGCUGGAGAAGAAGCUGAAGCUCAACAAAAGCAAGGACAAGAAUCGUUUGGUGAGGAAAAUGUUCAAUGACGGGCUGGAUUACCUCUUGGACUUUGUCCUGGACGAUGAGGAGGAGAAGCAAAAGUGGGAGGAGAAACAGGAGCGGAAGCGGCGGCUGAAGGAGGAUCAGGAAAAGGAGGAGGCGGGCAUGUGGAGCGAAGAUGAUGAGGAGCAGGAUGGUGACUUAGCAGGUGAUCUACCCGACGAUGAUAGCGAGGCUUCCCAAGACGAUGAUGAGGAGGAUGAGGACCUAAGCGGCGUUGAAGAACAAAGCGAAGAGGAAUCCGAACAGGAGGAAGAUCAACCCAAAGUCAAAGAGGACAUCUACGGUCGCAAACGUGAUGCUGAGGGCAACAUCCUGCCCGAUCCUGUUGAGCAGGAGGCCUCUGCCACGGGCCAAAAGUAUAUACCACCUCAUCAGCGAGCUCUGUUAGCUGCCAGCGCGGGAUCAAGUGAAAAGCAAGCCGAGAUUCUGGCCCGCCUCCAGAAACAGUGCAAGGGUCUGCUCAAUCGUCUGUCCGAGGCGAAUCUCCAUAAGAUUGCAGCUGGCAUAGAGGCUCUAUAUAUGAAGAAUUCGCGGUACAACAUGAAUGACACACUGACAAAGCUGCUUCAAGAGGCUCUGCUGGGCUCCACGCGAUCCAACGAGCGUAUGGUACAAGAACAUAUGGUUCUAUUGGCCUAUCUUCAUGCCCAAAUAGGAAGCGAAAUUGGUGCACACUUCUUGCAGACUUUUGUGGAGCUCUUUGAUGGUCAUGUGAAGAAUAUUGCCAAUUUGGAAGUGGAGGACAAGCAGCUGAAUAACCUUAUAUUAAUCCUGUGUUACAUGUACAUGUUCAAGAUCUUUGAACUGAGUUUGCUGAUGGAACUAAUUGGCAGAUUAUCCGAUGAGCUUUGCGAAAAGAGUGUGGAGUGCCUGCUAUUGAUAUUGCAAACCAUUGGUUUCCGCUUGCGUAAGGACGAUCCAUUGGCCUUCAAGACCAUGAUGCAGCGAGUUCAAGCUCAAAUUGCUUCCGCUCCCUUGGAACUCAAGGAGAAUCCCCGCCUGCGUUUCAUGGUUGAUAUCCUAAAUGCUGUUAAGAACAACAAUAUGCAAAAGUUACCCCAAUAUGAUCCAGAGCUGGCGGAGAAUCUGCGCAAACGCUUGAAAGCCAUGUUGAAGAACGAUCGGUAUGUAGUUACCUUGAAUAUAACCCUGGAGGAUCUCCUGCGUGCCGAUAAGGUCGGCAAGUGGUGGAUUGUUGGCUCCGCUUGGACGGGAAACCUCAACGAAAUGGGUUCUGCCAAACAAAAGCAAGAUACAAACUCCUCCAAGACUUCGAACGCAGGCUUUGCGGACAAACUAUUGGAAUUGGCCAAAAAGCAACAGAUGAAUACUGCUGAGCGAAAGAAUAUCUUUUGCAUCAUAAUGAGUGCCGCGGAUUAUGUUGAUGCCUUUGAGAAGAUACUGCAUUUGGCACUGAAGGAUCAGCGAGCGGUGGCCUAUGUCAUCAUCCAUUGUGCCCUGAACGAGAAACGUGCCAAUCCUUAUUACGCCCAUCUGGCUCUAAAGUUCUGCCAGUUUAAUCGAAAAUAUCAGCUAGCCUUUCAGUUUGCCAGUUGGGAUCGCAUCAAUGAUAUCGAAUCGCUAUCGAAGCCACAAAUUCGCAAUCUGGCCAGCUUUCUUCAGCAAUUAAUCCUAUCCGCAGGAUUGCAGCUCUCCGUACUGAAAGUGGUGGACUUUAUGCAGCUGGACAAAAUGAGUUUCUUCUUCAUGAAGGAGGUAAUGGUGCGACUGCUUUUGGCACCGGAUGAACGAGAAAUUUAUCAGACAUUCGAACGCGUGGCCAAGAAUACGAAGCUGCAGCAGUUUAAACAGAGUGUUCGCCUUUUCCUGCAGCAUUUCCUUCUUAAAGCAGAGCAACUGGACAAGUUAAAGCUCAAGGAGGAGGAGCAGCAGCUGCUCCAACAGCGAGUGGAUCACCUGGACAAGCUUCUGGCCUAUGUGGACCUUUAAAUAUUUAUAAGUAUAAUUAAUAGGUGACCUUUAAAAGAAGAACAGGCAUUAUGUGCGAUGACGUUACUACCGUUUUAAACAAUAGACUAAUAGAGUAAUCUUACGACCCAACAAGAUUAUAGUUUUAUUUUACAAUAUUAUUUUCUCUAACUUUUGAAGAGGUAAUACAUUAGUCUAAGAUUAUAUUCUGGACCUCAGGGAACGACUUAAUGAAACUGGGGAAACAUGUUUGGCUUCCAAGUCAGAAGUCAGUGGCAACUAAGUUGUGGGCAUCCGGAGAACCCAGCAAUAGUGAACGAGCUGAACACUGCGAUGAUUUCAGGAAUCCUAAAUGGAUAAAGUUGAAUGAUAGUAACUGUUUAAAAAAGCAGUAUUUCAUUUGUGAAUAUCUAUAACUGCAAACUUUAUAUUAUAUAUUUUUUACAGAUCAAAAGGAUAAUAAAAAUUAAAACAAUUAUACAUAAUUCUUUUGUAAAGACCGUCAAGGGUAAUAAGUCUGUGAAACAUGGUAAAAAUUAAAUUGAACUAUUGAACUUUGCUCUUAAUAUACAAAAACUUU